Labrus bergylta (ballan wrasse) is the source of this 2565-nucleotide messenger RNA. It is a transcript of the gene zbtb20, whose product is annotated as zinc finger and BTB domain containing 20. The record is from RefSeq and is a predicted model, not a curated record. NCBI's taxonomy places the organism in Eukaryota, Metazoa, Chordata, Actinopteri, Labriformes, Labridae. Gene Ontology annotation, biological process: regulation of transcription by RNA polymerase II. Gene Ontology annotation, molecular function: DNA-binding transcription factor activity, RNA polymerase II-specific; RNA polymerase II cis-regulatory region sequence-specific DNA binding; protein binding.
GCACACUUGAACCGAGCUGCUCUAUGAAGGUAGGCUGCAGCGUGUGUUUAUUGAUGAGAUGAAAAGAAGAUGGAAGUGAGAAAUGAAACAAAGUAAAGGAACAUAUUGAAAAAAUAAAACUACGCGCUUCGUCGGGGGAAAAUAGGGGGAGCCGAGGAAACGCUGUCGGCCACUUUUGACAAGCUUCGAAGUGCAGGUUCAUGGCCAGUUCAGCCUUUCCUGACAUGCUUUGAGAGGAAGGCAGGGCAACACCCAGUGCAGGUCACACAGGCAAACAAAGACACACUCACACAGAGCAGCACAUGAUUUGGACAGAGAGGACUGACAGCCUUGCCUUGCACUCGGCCUCUGAUCAGCCAUCUCCACCAGCAAACUGAAGUUUGACCCGCACUUCAUCACCAGCCACACAAGCAUCUUUGGAACAAAACGUCAUCUAACUGUGACAUCAGUUGCAAGGGGAUGACCGAGCGCAUUCAUAACAUCAAUCUUCACAACUUCAGCAAUUCUGUACUUGAGACCCUCAAUGAGCAGCGCAACCGUGGGCACUUCUGUGACGUGACUGUUCGGAUCCAUGGAAGUAUGCUGCGUGCUCACCGCUGUGUGCUGGCUGCUGGAAGCCCCUUCUUUCAGGACAAGCUGCUCUUGGGCUACAGCGACAUUGAGAUCCCUUCUGUGGUCUCGGUGCAGUCCAUCCAAAAGCUGAUUGACUUUAUGUACAGUGGGAUUUUGCGGGUGUCUCAGUCAGAGGCCUUGCAGAUCCUUACUGCCGCCAGCAUCCUUCAGAUUAAGACCGUCAUCGAUGAGUGCACACGCAUCGUUUCCCAGAAUGUGGGCCUGGCUGGGCCGGGUGAGUUCCCUGUUAUACCGGGAGACUCUGGUCAGGAAACACCCCGCGGCACGCCAGAGUCAGGAACCUCCGGGCCCAGCAGCGACGCAGAGUCGGGUUAUAUGCAAGCAACAUCACAGCAAAGCAUUGAUCGUGCAUACACAUCACUGUACUCCUACUCUGGCCUCUCGCUGCAGAACGGCACCCGUGAGCGCUCCAUGUACAUAAACCCUCUGUCUUCAAACUACGACACCACUCUUGGCACUCAGAAGAACCAGCAAUCUCAGAAUCCGCCCUGGAUGAACCGCAUCCAGGAGAGAUCUCAACAGGUCGACCGCUUCAUCUCCACAGCAGAGUCCACUCACUGCCGCAAACAGCCCCGACCGUCGCGCAUCCAGACGGGAGGAUUGCACAUAAAGCAGGAGGCCGAAGACGAGUACAGCUGCUAUGAUAAUUUGGGGGAUUGCCAAGACGACACCGACCAUACUGAGGGUGUAGAGAGCGAGACCAAGGUUGAAAGUUUUGACUCAGGUGUGAGCUCCUCCAUCAGCACCGAGCCAGACGCUAUGGAACAGCAGCCGUUCCUGAUGGGCUUUAGAGAGGGGGGCGGCGAAGGGCAGCAAGGUGAAGGAGGGGGUCCUGUGCAUAUAGAGGUCAACGACUCGUCCCCUGAGCAAGUGCAAGAGAUGGACGACGGGGACACAUCCCACAGCACUAGUGACAGUAGCAUGAUGCAGACCCUGCCAUACUCAGUCAUGUCCCAGUCCCUGCCGAGUGCCCAGCACUACAUGCGCAAGGCAGAAUCACACACCAGCAACCUGAGGAUGCCGAUCACCGUGACCAGCAACUCCCAAGUGAUGGGCCCUGGUGGAAGCCCCUUCCUGCCCACACUCUUUCCCACUCAGCCGGCUAGAGACAGCAAGCCUUUCCUUUACCUUCCUGGCCAGCAGCAGCCCCAGUUCGUGGCAGUGCCGCCCCCUGCAAUGCCAUCAUUCCCCAACCCAAUGUCGGUACAGCAACCAUCUCAGCAACAACAGGCUGGAGGAGGGAUCAGUGCGGGGGAGAAGAAGCCGUAUGAAUGCACUCUCUGCAGUAAAACUUUUACUGCUAAACAAAACUACGUCAAACACAUGUUUGUCCAUACUGGUGAGAAACCUCAUCAGUGCAGCAUCUGCUGGCGCUCAUUCUCCCUGAAGGAUUACUUAAUCAAACACAUGGUGACACACACAGGAGUGCGGGCCUACCAGUGCAGCAUCUGCAACAAGCGCUUCACCCAGAAGAGCUCCCUCAAUGUCCACAUGCGGCUGCACCGUGGAGAGAAGUCCUAUGAGUGCUACAUCUGCAAGAAGAAGUUCUCACACAAGACCCUGCUUGAGCGGCACAUGGCUCUGCACAGCACGGGCAGUGCCAUUAUGGGGCUAUCGGGGAGCGCCGUCAACCAGGGCCCUGUCUCCAUUCCCAUGCCGAUGGCCGUCCCGGAUCCCGGAGCAGGAGUGGUGGCCCUCGCCAUGCCCGUGAGCGGAGGUGCUGGAGUAGGGGCCGGGGUUGGAACAGGAGUGGGUGUAGCUGCAGAAGCGAGUUGCCAAGAAGGGACCACCUAUGUGUGCUCCGUCUGCCCUGCCAAGUUCGACCAAAUGGAGCACUUCAAUGACCACAUGCGAAUGCAUGUCUCCGAUGGAUAAGUACUAGUAGAUAAACUCCUUUCAAAAAGAAUGACAAAUAAAUGGCACUAGAUUUUC